Molecule: messenger RNA, 2894 nt
Organism: Neopelma chrysocephalum (saffron-crested tyrant-manakin)
Lineage: Eukaryota; Metazoa; Chordata; Aves; Passeriformes; Pipridae
Gene: DEGS1
Product: delta 4-desaturase, sphingolipid 1
Exons: 3
Coding region: 100-1071 (323 amino acids)
Biological process (GO): ceramide biosynthetic process
Cellular component (GO): membrane
Molecular function (GO): sphingolipid delta-4 desaturase activity
Source: RefSeq, a predicted model, not a curated record
GUGUCCGCGAGCUGCCUCCGCGGCGCUAUAAAGUGCGGUGCCGGGGGCGUCGCGGAGCGGGCGUGACGGGCGGGUGUGAGGGGGUGCAUCGCUGCCGCUAUGGGGAAUACCGUGGCCAGAGAGGAUUUCGAGUGGGUCUACACGGACCAGCCCCACGCCGACCGCCGCAAGGAGAUCUUGGCUAAACAUCCAGAGAUAAAAGCAUUGAUGAAACCAGACUACAACCUGAUCUGGGUGGUUGUGCUGAUGGUUCUGGCGCAGUUGACUGCAUUUUAUCUAGUUAAAGACUUGGAUUGGAAAUGGGUAGUCUUCUGGGCAUACGUUUUUGGAAGCUGUAUUAGUCACUCCAUGACUCUGGCUAUUCAUGAGAUCUCUCACAAUAGUGCCUUUGGCAACAGCAAAGCCAUGUGGAAUCGAUGGUUUGGAAUAUUUGCCAACCUCCCUCUUGGUCUCCCAUACUCCAUAUCCUUCAAGAGAUACCACAUGGAUCAUCAUCGUUACUUGGGAGGUGAUGGAAUUGAUGUGGACAUUCCUACUAACUUCGAAGGCUGGUUUUUCUGCACCCCUUUUAGGAAGUUCAUGUGGAUUGUUCUACAGCCUUUUUUCUAUGCGAUUAGACCACUCUGCAUCAAUCCCAAACCCAUUACUCGACUUGAAGUAAUCAAUUUGUUGGCUCAGCUUUCCUUUGAUGUUGUGAUAUAUUAUUUAUGGGGAGUCAAAUCCAUUUUUUACAUGCUUGCUGGUUCAGUACUUGGACUUGGGUUGCACCCAAUUUCAGGACACUUCAUAGCUGAACAUUAUAUGUUUUUAAAAGGACAUGAGACCUAUUCCUACUAUGGGCCACUUAAUUUGCUCACUUUUAAUGUUGGCUAUCACAACGAACAUCAUGACUUCCCCAAUAUUCCUGGCAAGAGCCUUCCAUUGGUGAAGAAAAUAGCGGCUGAAUACUAUGACAACCUGCCACAAUAUAACUCUUGGAUAAAAGUACUAUAUGACUUCGUGAUGGAUGACACAAUCAGCCCAUAUUCACGCAUGAAAAGGCAAUUAAAGGGUGAAGUGAAGCAAGAUUAAACUUCUGGCAACCAAAAAACUUUGAAAUGUCUGCUUGCUUUAAAGUGGCUGGUAUAAAGGUCUCUUGCUAAAGCUGUUCACCUGUGUCCUGAAUUAAGAUGUACAGCAACAUAGCAAUGCAUCCCUUAAGGACUUUGUAGCAGACUCCUACCAGCUAUAACAUUCCUCACAGUCCUCAGAUUUGUUGGUUUAAUGUGUCUCUGUUUGCCUAAGGAUCAGUGUUAUAUGCAUAAUGCAAAAUCACUUUGUUACAGAAUUUACUUUGGUAGGUGUUAAAUCGAUAUAAAAUAUGUCUGACUCAUAAUAUUUUAAAAGUUCUCAAUGUAGUAUACUGCCUUCAACAUGCUCUUCAGAUGACUGUAGUUUUAAAAGGCUGUACUUACCUGUUAAUUCUGAACUAACAUAAUUUGUUAACUUAAACCUUCUGUUGAAAAUGUUUCCAAACUUAUGGUUGGAAGAGCUAAAUUUGCACAGAAAUGUUAAGUCUGCUUUUGUUUAAAUACGUAAUAUGUUGUUUGAAGCAUUGCUUUAAAGUUUUACCUUUUCUACUUAAAGUACCUUGAAGGAGCAAUCUAUCAGAAUGAAACCAGUAUCCUCGAGAUGGCUUUUGUUACUUCUUUUUUGAAAAAAAAAAAAGUGGGGAAUUUAAGGGUAUUGCCAACUCUGUGGUCCCACUUACUGCCUGAGCUGCUUAUGUUGGCAUAUAGUGUGAGCAGGUGGCAUUUAGGAAACUUAAAAUAACUGAUUUGGGUUUUCACAUUGGAAAAAUUGUUACAGUUUGAGGUUUUUCUCAUCUUCAAAGAAAAAUGAUUACCAUGUUACCAUGGUUUUAAAUGCCAUAAAUAUUUACACUCAUUUGGAAAUCUGGCUUGUAUGGAAAACAGAAUAGAUUGAAACUGAUAUUGUUCUGGCAAACAAGGCUUGCUACAACCACUGACACUUUUACCUGUUGAGCAUGUUAGUAAUUUAUGUACGCAGAAAGGUGUUGUUAAAUAAUCUCGUUUGUUUUUUUCCCCAUAAACCUACAGUACCCUCCAUAAAUACUUGUCUUUCUUACAUAUUAAAAUGUGGUGAGAGGUGGUGAUAUCAAAUUUCCUGCUUAAGAAGUUUUUAAUUGGAAACAGAGAAUGGAUAGCCUUGCUGAAAACCGAAGAAUCUCUCCACACCUCAGCAGAUCUGCCUUCUACCAUCUAAUGAAUUGAUGAUGGCUUUAAGCAGUCAAAGGUGGCUACAUAUCACCCUUAAAUCUCAAAUGGUCAUUCUGUGGUAUGUUCUUCACUAACCUGAAAGAUGGAAUCUGAAGAAGGUGGAAUUUGUAGCUGCUGGUCUGCUGCAAGUAACUUAAUUUUAGAUGCCUUCAACUCUUGCAUUCUGGUGUGGGUUUUUUAGGGUGUUUGUUUUUUGUGAGGAUUUUUUGGUUUUUUUUGUUUGGUUGGUUUUUGGUUUUGUUUUUUGUUUGUUUGGUUGGGUUUUUUGGUUGGUUGGUUGUUGGUUGGUUUUUUGUGGUUUGGGGGUUUUUUUGUUUGUUGUUUUUUUUUUUUUUUUUUUUUUGAAGAAGGUGAGUGCUUGAAAAGAACGUGUUGGUACAUCUUAAUCCCUGUUCGAUUGUGAUCCUGUUCCUAAUGUGUGUUUGUUGAAGUAUGGGCCCUUGCCUGUGGCUAAGCAAUAGAAAUGGAAUGAAAGGAUGCCAACCACUUCCAAAGUGACUUCAUUGUGCCAGAAACAUGAGAGAGAGCCAGCAUAUUGCUCAGGGUAGAGUGUAAUGUCAAAAUAUACGCUGUCCAGUAUUUUUACAUGUAAUUAAAAAGCAAAGAUUAAAGUAA